Messenger RNA from Vitrella brassicaformis, 3125 nucleotides. Lineage: Eukaryota; Vitrellaceae. The record is from the annotation of a GenBank genome assembly.
CUCUCGUAUACGCCAAAAAUCUCGAUCUCGACUUUUCUCCCUCUGUCUGUCUCUGUGACCGACCGAACUAAAGCGUGUCAAACAGGUGGGGGUGCUCUUCCUUCAUCUCCUUCAGCGCCGCCAUGUCCAUGUGCUGAUACCGAUACGCCCCCCCGCCCUCCUCUGCCUCUAUCCUCGGCAACGGAGGCGGCGCCACACUCACAUGCAUAUGGUGAGGGGGCGUCGAGCCGUCCCCAUGGUGGCGAUCCAGCAGACUCUCGGCCACACCCUGGUUCAGCAAGGCACCCCCCAAAUCGCUCUGGUACCGCCGGAACCGCCACACGUGUAUGCGGUGUCGGAGUGACCGCGCCACCCAUCGCUUCCUCAGCCCCAUGCCGCGCUUCAGCCGCAGGAGGGCGUGGAAGCGCGCGGCCCGUCUGGAGGCGGCGAACUUCUCGGGUCUAAAGAAGACGAAUGAGACGGCCGCGAGGAGGCCGACGGCGAUCCCGCAGACGCCCACCGCAGUCAUGCCGGUGCGGACGGAUAAGGCGGGAGCCACGCCCAGUAUCACGGGACCUGAGAACCGAGAUAGAAGGGAGAGAUGCGCGUGCAUGUGCAUGUGCAUGUGGGUGUGGGUGUGGGUGUGGGGAGAGGUGAGAUAACCGACCUAGGAACAUGCCGAGGUGUCCGGCGACCUCGAGGCAGCUCUGCAUCUUGCCGAACGAGCUGGUCAGCCCGCGAUCCAUCGCAUACUGACACACAUGGCAGUACAGGACACACACACACCACUCCAUCGCUCCCCCUCUCUCUCCCUCCCUCCCUCCCUCCCUCCCUCUCUCCCUCUCUACAUCGCCCUCCCUUGUGUCUCCCUCCCCUGUGUGCCGUGACCGCCAACCACCCACACCCACCUGCAUCGAGAAGGCCUGGGACAGAGGGUCAUAUAUGCCAUAGCUCACGCCAAACAGAGCCAGCCACGCCACUUCGCUGUCGGUGCCCUCCGUCCCCCUCAGAAUGAGAUAUAGCGAGACACCUCCCACAAGCACCGACACCACACACAGAAGGUACAGCGGCCGGGACGUCUUGCGGGACAGAAAGGGGAUGAAGAUGGGCACCACCAGCCCCUCUAUGACUUUGCAGGCCGUCAGGGGCAGCAGCAGGACGCCCGAGCGAGACGCGUCGAGGUUGUAGGCCUGCUUCCAGUGCACUGGGAGGACACUGAAGAGCGCGGCGAGGGCGCAGUAGACCCACAGCUCGCUCAUGAGCAACACGCCGAAGUGCCACUCCAUGAGCACACGGUAGCUGGUGGGCCCGGCUUCACUCGCCAAACUCGCCAUCGAGUCAGCCAAACCCACCACAGCCGGCUGCUGGGAAGGGGCGGCGCCCACACUCACACCCACACCCACACCCUCCACAGCCACCCCCUGUUCGCUGUCCCUCGACCUUGGCCAUGGUGGUGGUUCCGGUUUCCUCGUGUCGACUGCUUCUGUGGCUGUGGGCACCGCCACUGACGGCUCUGUCUUGGAUCGUCUCUCCAGCGGCGCAGGGCGUGCCGCCUCUGCCUCAGGUGAGGAGGGGCUCUGUGAGGCCCUCGACGAGAGCCACAUGGAGAUGGGCGCGGCGGUGGAGUCGCGCCGACGGCCGCAGACCGACAGCUGGGACUCAUCCAACAGCUGGUCGUUCUGGCCGUCUCCCUCUCCCUCUUGCUGCUGCUGCUCCUUUGCAAAUUGCUUGUGGUUGUCUCGGUGGAGAGAGAGGUUCGGCUGUGGCUGUGGCUGUGGCUGUGGGUGGUGGUUGUUGCACUCGAUGUCGUCGACCUCUGUCAUGUGUGGCACGUCCCAUGGGGGAGAUUGUGGCGGGAGUGCUGAGAAGGUGUCGACCGCGAUGACGGCCCGGUGGUCGUUGGCGGCGAGGGAGCUCCACUGACGCUUCUGAGUGUGGUCGUCGGGCGGUUUCCUCUCGACAAUGGCACCACCGCCGCCGACAUCCACCCACUCUUCUGCAACACACACCCACACCCACACCCACACCCACACCCACCAUCUCUAUGUCACACAAACAACACUUCCUCGGCACACGCACCUUCUUGGCUUUUCCUCGGUUCCAGCUUGAGAGGUGACAGAAGAGAAGAACCGACUUUGCCGUCGGUGUCGCCUUCGCCGCUUCGAUGGCUGGCGGUGAGGGGCGAGGGGAAGGACGGAGCCAGUGGGACGUAGUCGGCCGUGGGCGACUGCCUGUGCGGGUCCGCCACCUCGUCGCCAGCCCGCGAUGGCGACCAUAGCUGGAGCAGGUCGUCGAGGUCAUCCUCCAUGACGUCCUCCGUCGGAAACAGAGGCUGGAGCGCCGCUAAGAUGAGACACACAAGCCAAUGCGCGACAUACUCAUGUGCACAUGAUGAGUCCUCCCUCCUGACCUGCCAGGGCCCACACAGACAAGGUGAGCAACACGAGGCUACCAAAGGCGAGCCAAGAGCCCCCACCAUCGUAGAGAAAACCCCCGAGAGCAGGGCCGAUCACACUGCCGGCAUCGGCAGUGAGCACCAGCGCCCCCAAGGCCGCGCUGUGCUCCCGCUUGUGGGUGCAGAUGAUGGCCGUCAGCCCGGCCGCCCACAUGAAUGAGUCGGCGAUGCCCUGCAGGAACCUGCCGAUGGCGAACACAGCUACCUUGGCAUAGAAAGCGGCGGACAGGGGCUCGGUGGGCGGUGGGGCGGUGGACGGAUGGUUGUAGAGAAAGGCAAAGGCACCCACCACAAAGAAGACAUACUGAUGGCACAGCGACACACACAGACGCCAGCCAAAUGAUCUAUAGAUAGCUGGCCGUUUGCCGUUCUCUGAGUGUUGUGUUUUGGCCCAUCACAUAGUAUUACCGGUAUGCCGAUGGUGGAUCUCCAUCCCUUGACGUCUACCAGGUGACCCACAAAGGCGGCAGAGAGCAGCGACGCCGCAGGCCGCACCAUAUAGACCACAGCCAGCUCCAAAUCGGCUUGAGGACCGAACAGGUGCGGCAGUACGGGGGUGAUCAUAGUAUUUGCCAACUGAGAAAUGAAGAUGGUCAGCCACACGCAGAUCAGCAGCCCGUACUGAAUUGACCCGCCAGGCAUCUUCGAGCCGGAUGGAUGAAUCAGACACAGCGACGACUCACAUCGAAAC